Polypterus senegalus (gray bichir) is the source of this 4992-nucleotide messenger RNA. It is a transcript of the gene nfkbid, whose product is annotated as NF-kappa-B inhibitor delta. The coding region runs from base 1523 to 2815 and encodes 430 amino acids. Gene Ontology annotation, molecular function: protein binding. The record is from RefSeq and is a predicted model, not a curated record. Gene Ontology annotation, biological process: regulation of gene expression. Lineage: Eukaryota; Metazoa; Chordata; Cladistia; Polypteriformes; Polypteridae. Gene Ontology annotation, cellular component: nucleus. The transcript is spliced from 12 exons.
ACUACCCAUUGAAAGGUUCCGUAAGUGACCUUUAUUUUAUUUAUAUCCGUUAACAGGUACAAUUAUUAGCCAUAAUUACACGUUAACGGAUUUAUAAAACAAACAAUAACAGGCUAAGUUCAGAUUCUCUUGGUCUGGUGGCUUCCAGAAAAGUAGAUUUCUGCCUUUCCCACAUAUUUGGAAACUUUCCAAAGCCUAAAGAGCAAAUGUAACAUGCUAAGAACCCAUCACGGUGUUAAAUGGUUCUUUGUCAAGCAAUGGUUCAACGUGGAACCACACAAACUAGUAAAGUUACAUUAAAGUGACAUUAAUGACCCGCCGAUUUUGAUAGUGUUCAAAGGCGCAAAGUCCGGAAACGGCAUUUACCGUCUCUCAUCAAUCAAAUUCUGGGGUCUUGGGGAGGCAGAAUUAUAUUCUGCACUGAGAUUCAUGAUGGCAUCCAACCAUGGUCGGGAGGCCAUCUCAUCGCACUGUCUGUUCGCUGUCAAACAGAAAAUUUAUAUAGCUUUCAGUCAACUUGUAAUGUGCAGGUCUUUGGGAUGGGGUGACCAAAGCAGGUGAGACAGGCAGUGAACAGCGUGGGAAUCUCCUAGGACUGAUAGGCGUCCACACGAAGCACUGCAAUGCGCUGCUCACCGCCCCCAGGCUAAGCGCUAUUGGAGGAAACCCGGAGACACGCCCACGCGAAGUCGCACUUGCAGUUUCCAAGAAAAUGGAGACAUGUAAUGUAAAUGGAUUGUAUUCCUAGCAUUGUGAGGCACUGCUUGAUCACCUGUUAUCAAUAAAGUAUUAUACAUUUAAAUCUGUCGAGGGACACGCGUUUAUGAAAAAAAAAAAAACUGUUAGAUUCACACAUCUGUUUACUUUUAUAAAUAAGCCUCUUGACUGUGUCCGUUAUGGAAGUUGACAUGAAAUAAAGCUAUCUCAGCACUGAAUAAGCCACACAGGGGCGUUAUCUCGGGGAAACCCUGUGGUCACUUUUUAUUAUUUCUUUUAUUAUUAUUAUUAUACGACCAAUCCACCCCCACCACUACGUGGGAGUCUGCUGAGGCAAUCACAGGCUUUACCAAACAGACGGAAAUGGGGACCCCUGUAACUUCUGCAAACACGAUCGCUUCUCUAUUCUUGUUCUCCUUCACCAAGUUCACUUACUAUAGACCCGUACCAUUUGUAACUGGAAAGGUCGCAGGAAUCUCCGUGGCGCCCACGCACGGUGACUCAAUGAUAAGAGGGAUUUCCAACCCACACUUGAUAUUUGCAUCGGAGGAAGAGGUUAGACACAGCCGGGGCUACCGAGUCUCAAGCCAGGAAAGAGACCACAACUUCAGCACGCACAUUCGGACGCCCCAACUGAGCACCGAAAGAGAAGUUGUGUUUCCCCCCUCCUACUGUGAAGAAGCUGUUGGAACAAAAACGAAAACGAGAGACCACUUCAGCUGGCACUGUGUCACCCACUGCUGGCCCUUCGGCACCAACACCAGUCCAAGCUGCCCAAUCAGAUCUCAGUUCCCUCCCAGAGAGCAUGGGUGCCACAGGUCCACUCCCACAAGCGGCAUACAGUAGUUGGCAGAGCCCAAUUGCCCAGCAGUCACCUCCAUCCCAGCAGGAGUUCUUCUUCCCAUCAACUGAGGAGUAUUUCUCUAGCCUUUGCCAUGCCGACUUCAGCGCCGUUUCAGAUUGCAGUGUGCCAAUGACCAGCAGCUAUGCCCACACAUCAACUGAAGAGACGUAUACCGGAAUGGUGUCAAUGCACAGUAAUUUUCCGUCUGAAAACUCCUUGCCAGGUUCUUUUGCCUCAUUUGGAAUUAUGGCACCCCACCAAACCCCUUAUCACUGGAAUCCCUCUGUAGUUGGACAGUACCAGACCACAGGUGGCCUUCACAUUUUUGGGACAUCUCAUGUGCAGAUGGAUGCCGGUCAGCUGGAAACAGCCAGGAUGUUUAUUCAGAAGAUGGAUAUCAGUAAGAAGCUUUGGCAAGAUGAAGAUGGUGACACAAUUCUGCACAUCUAUACAGCCAAGGGCCUCAGAGAGUACGUCUAUGCAGCUGCUGAGAUUCUUCGGGAUCUGGGAAAACUGGACUGUAAGGAACACAAAGGGAAGACUCCUUUGCUCGUAGCUGCUACUGCAAACCAUCCAUUCAUCGUUCAGGACUUGCUCUCUUUGGGCUCAGACGUGAAUGCUUGUGACAUCAAGGGGCAAACCGCACUCCACCUUGCUGCCACAUAUGGCUUUCCGGCUGUCAUUCAGGCGAUUCUUUCUACAGGUGUAAAUGUUAACUUGGAAGCUCGUAAUUUUGAAGGUCUGACUCCACUGCACUGCGCUGUCAUUUCACACAGCUCUUCCAUGAAGAUGCUGGCUUCACAAGAUCCAGGUCAACAAACUGAUACAAGUCUUGAAACUCAAGCCCAUGAUAAGCUGACCUGUAUUCAGCUGCUUCUACAAUAUGGAGCAUCUACAUUUAGCCAGGAUAUAAAAAGCAACAAGACAGUACUUCACCUAGCAGUGAAGGAGGGCAAUCUGCAUCUCGUUCAACAUUUGCUGAGCCUCAACAUCCCAGAUAUGUGCAAUUUUGUCAAUAUGAAGGCACACGGGAACACUGCCCUGCAUAUGGCUGCUGGUCUCCAUGGCCACAUUCACCAGGAAGAGAUUAUACGCCUGCUUCUCAGUCAAGGAGCUGAUCCAAGUAUCCGUAACCUGGAAAAUGAUCAGCCAGCUCACCUUCUACAAGCUGGAGAAAGAGGAGAGAAGCUUAAACACAUCCUUAAAAGAGGAAGAAUGAUGUCAUCAUCUCGUCGUCGCAUCGUAUCCUUAUAGGACCAAGAGAGACUCGGACUAUUGUCAGUCCCCACUGUAACCCUAUUAAUAGAAAUGUAGGGAUGUCUGUAUUUCCUCAGUUGAAACAGUUUCCACAGAUACACUUUAUUUAUUAUGCAUUCAUUAGAUGUGCUAAGUUAUAAUAUUUAUUUUUUGAAAAAUAUCUUUUGCUUUUAUUGGAAAGCUUGCAAUUUGCCAUACAUUUUGCAGUGGGUGAAGUCACUGCUAACAGUGUGUACGAUGUGCACGUAGUUUAUAGUUUUUGGCAAAAGUCAAAAGGAGUACUGUAUGUGUGAUUUGUAACAUAAUUAGGGCUUUUAUGUUUCAGUUUAUCACAACAUUCUAAAAUAUCCACUUUACCCAGAAAUGUUCAUGUCUACCUGUGUAUGUUAGCAUCCAUAGAAGACAAUUAUUAGAAUACAAUUUGAGAUGGAGGCUUGCGUUGAUUCAAAUUAGGGAAGUGCACGGCUACCACACUAUACGCUGUAAUCAGCUGAACAAACAUGGAGGCAGCACGAUGUUAAGAUGAAGCAUACGUAAAAUGUACAAAUCUCCUGGUCAUCAAUCGUAUCAGGAAAUGGAGACGAAAGCACCCCAGGAAAGUUGAUUAACAAGAUCAGCAGGACAUUGCAUCAGAUAAAGGUAGCGAUAAUAGACAGUAAGUGAAAUGAUGGCAGAUUAAAGGGAUUUAAAGAGGAACCUGAAUUGGCCUUAUUCUCUCACCACACUUAUUACAAUAUUUGUAAUAAGCUGGGAACAAAAUACAACAAAACUGUCACCCCCGUAAUCUUGUUCUGUUAUUUAUGCCUCGUUACCACACGUCAUGUACUGUGUAUUUGCCCAACUUUUGCUACUAUUUUUGCAAAACGUCAGUAAUUUUCAAUUGAUUUGACUCACGUAGCCCUUUGUCUGGUGCAAAAUUCACCCAUUUAAAUCUAUUUCUAGCCGUGCAAUCACAUUAAAUAUAUGUCAAACAUGAAAGACCUCACUGCCUUUGUUUGACGCAAAGAGAAAAUGAUGAGAAGAUUAAAGAAUUUCAUGUGAUUCUGUAAGUUCAUUUUAUAUGUUCAUAUACACACAUCACAUAUCUGCAAACCCAUGUGGAUGUUUGCGUAAUUUUGAUUUCUGUGAAAUCGUGUUUUGUUUUUUUUUUUGUCUUCAAAUGAUGCAGUCUUCAUUUUGGUCUCUGUGCACAACCCAGUACACAAUUCCCAGUGUGAUAAUGAUCAUAUUGGUCAGAAUGGGAGUUGUCAUCUAAAUAAGCACUAGUUACGCUGCAUCAGGGUAACAGUGCCUGACACUUUGUACUUUUUUAUUUAUUUCAUUGUCACCUGCUGUCAAUGUUAAUUCAGACGUCCAUAUGAACUAGAUCACUUAUUUGUUUCCUGUGUGUGUUUUUUGUUUUUGUGUUUGUUACUAAUUGGUGCACAGUUGCCAAUUAAGAGUUCGAAGACCAAAUGCAAAUCUGUAUUUAAUACUCAGUUUAUAACUACACUAGUUUACUGUACGCCUGUUCUGUGUCUAUUCAUCUCUGAAGGGUACUUUCAUAUGUAUGUUUUAAAACUAUUUAAUCCUCUAGCUUGAAGAGUCAUGGUGUUAUUUUAUGAACUGAAGAAAAUAUAAGCUUUUUGUUUUCAAGUCCCAUAUUCUUGUCUUCUUUCUGUAUUUGAUGAACAGAUCCACACAGAGCACUCUUACCAUGUGUCAUAUGAAGUUUCAAGUUUUCACUUCAUUUAAAAGCAUUUUGCUUAAAAUGAAUGUAAUUUUCAUUUAAAAUCACUCUCUGGUGUAUGUGAAUACAAUGGUUCAAUGCUCCUGUAUGUGUGACAAUAAAAGAGAGCUUUUAACGUGGAAUUAAUGUAGCCGAUGGAAUUCUGGUGAUGACUACCAGUUGAAGUUUUUAUUGAUUGCUUUUCAAUCAGAUUUUCCAGGAACUGCCUCAGUGCCACUCCUUAAGUGUCAAGAGCAGGCAGCAUGGCGUACGUAGCAGCUUAGCCGCUGGAGUUGAAAUCGCAGGGCUGUCUGUUUAACUCAGACCUCCAGCCAGCUGGGUCAUCCUGCCGGUGCUCAUUUUGUCAAAUGUUUGUUUAUGAUUGUAACAUGUCACGCUCUUGUAAGGAAUCUUGGGCCAACAUGUCUGUGAAAUAUGUAAUAAUAAAUAUUUGCAUUGACUUGCA